AAGCCUUCCUUUCUUUCUUGUAGAGAUAGUGAAGGAAAGAAACUACAAUUAUCAACAAAUCACCAUAGACAUAGUCACCAGCUUUCUCUCUAUUUAUCAUUUCUAUUUAAAGAGAGAAACCCAAUAUCUACAACUACAAGCAGAAGAAGAAAAACAAACCUACCACCAAUAUCAACCAAGUUCAUACACAGCUAAGAAACAAGUAUACAAGCAAGAAAUGACAAUUAUUGUUUUUUUUUUUUUCCAAACCAUAAGAAGUGAAGGGUCUCAGAUUCGAAACCCCGUGCCUACAGCAGCAGCAGGAGAUUUACCUUCUGAGUCGAGCUCGUCGCACGAGCUUGCCUAGUGCGGGUUGCUUUUCUGUGUGAUUUGCGAGCUAUUGCAUAUUUACCCUGUGCGCACCUGAACUGAAGGGUCAAAGCAAUCAAAAUCAAUGGCUAAGAACCAACCAUCAUCAUCAAGGGCCGCUCCGGAGCGGCCCACUAUUACUUUACCACCACGGGCUUCAAUACACAAUUUCUUUAUGGGCGGGCCUGGCCCAACCGGUGUUAGCCCGGGCCCAUUGACACUUGUUUCCAACUUCUUCUCGGAUUCGGACUCGGAAUAUCCUUCCUUUUCGCAACUACUCGCCGGCGCUAUGGUAUCUCCGGCGGCUUUUUCCGGUCUAAAGGAAACCGGUGAUUUUGGGUUCAAGCUGAACCGGCCGUCCGGUUUGGUGAUUAGUGAGUCGCCGGUUUUUAGUAUACCGCCCGGUUUGUUGUUCUCGCCUGGCCAGGGCCCUUUUGGAAUGUCACAUCAGCAAGCCCUUGCUCAAGUUACAGCUCAGGCAGCACUACCUCGGUCUCAAUUGCACAUUCAACCUGACUAUCCAUCUUCAUCAGCAGCACCUGCACCGUCUUUUUCACAGUUCCAAUCCCUAACCUCAAAUUCCACAGCAAACCAACAGAUGCCGCCUCCUGCAUCAGAUCCUAAUGUUAUAAAUGAAGCAUUAGAACCUGCUUCUCUUGCUGUUGAUAAGCCCACGGAUGAUGGUUACAACUGGCGAAAGUAUGGGCAAAAGCAUGUCAAGGGAAGCGAAUAUCCUCGUAGUUAUUACAAGUGUACGCAUCCAAAUUGUCCAGUCAAAAAGAAGGUAGAGCGGUCAUUUGAUGGACAAGUAACUGAGAUUAUCUACAAGGGCCAACACAACCAUCAGCUGCCUCAACCUAGUAAACGCUCGAAAGAGAGUGGAAAACCUAAUGGAACCUAUAAUCUUCACGGCCCAUCUGAACUCAGCAACUCCACGGAUAAUGUGUCUUCCCAUUCAAUAAAAAUGCAGGAUCCAGAAUCCAGCCAAGCUACACACGACCAAAUCUCUGGAUCAAGUGAAGGUGAGGAAGUGGGUGAUGCUGAUACUUUAGCUGAUCGAAAUGAUGAACGUGAAUCAAAGCGGAGGGCCAUAGAACUACAAACUUCAGAGGCAGCUUCUUCUCGGACAGUUACAGAACCUAAGAUCAUUGUUCAAACAACAAGCGAAGUUGAUCUUUUGGACGACGGUUAUAGGUGGCGGAAGUAUGGGCAGAAAGUUGUUAAAGGAAAUCCUUAUCCAAGAAGCUAUUAUAAAUGUACCAGCCAGGGAUGUAACGUAAGGAAGCAUGUGGAAAGGGCUCCAAGUGAUCCAAAAGCAGUCAUAACAACAUACGAGGGAAAACAUAAUCAUGACGUGCCUGCAGCUAGGAACAGUAGCCACAACACCGCAAAUAAUUCUGUGUCACAGUUGAGCCACAGCCCUGUAGUUGAUAAACAGGAUUCAACUAGAAGAACAGGAUUUCUGAAGCAACCAAUAGCACUGCUACGGUUCAAAGAAGAACAGGUUACAUAAUUAUCAAGCUAUAACCUGCAAGGGAAUGAGCAGGGAGCCGCUGAUAAACUUUUGCCGAACUCAUCUCAGGAUGGUUCUAUUUCCUGCAUUUGAGUGAUAAGAAGGAAAAUGGUAUAGAAGUUUGUUGUCACAAAUGAUAGGUGAGGAAGGAGUGGGUUGAAUAUGGAGUGGAUUGAAUAUACAUCAAUUGUAAAUUUUCUCAAAAAAGGCAUAGAGUAGCUAUAAUUGUAUUUAUUUGUAUUCUUUCUGUAAAUGCUCUUGUAGAACAUGUUUUAGCUGUUUAUGCCUGCAUAGUGAUGGUGGAUGACUGAUCAAUACAGACGGUGUUUGAUGUGAA
Lycium barbarum (goji berry) is the source of this 2198-nucleotide messenger RNA. RefSeq names its product probable WRKY transcription factor 4. The record is from RefSeq and is a predicted model, not a curated record. Lineage: Eukaryota; Viridiplantae; Streptophyta; Magnoliopsida; Solanales; Solanaceae. Gene Ontology annotation, molecular function: DNA-binding transcription factor activity; sequence-specific DNA binding. Gene Ontology annotation, biological process: regulation of DNA-templated transcription.